AUGGAGCCCAACAGUCCUAAAAAAAUACAGUUUGCUGUGCCGCUAUUUCAGAGUCAAAUAGACCCUGAGGCAGCUGAGCAGAUCAGGAAAAGGCGGCCUACACCAGCAUCACUCGUCAUCAUGAAUGAACAUGUGCCCCCAGAUACAGAUGAUAAGAGAACAAACAUCACACAGGCAGAGUCCCAGAGUGCCUCUCCCAAGCAAAGGAAGCAGAGCGUCUUCACCCCACCUGCCCUGAAAGGGAUUAAACAUCUGAAGAGUCAGAGCGAGUCAGCGUUUCCAGAGGAAGAAGAGGGCGUCAGUGAAAGGGAAGAAGAGUGGGGCCACUAG
Merops nubicus (carmine bee-eater) is the source of this 330-nucleotide messenger RNA. It is a transcript of the gene PPP1R1C, whose product is annotated as protein phosphatase 1, regulatory (inhibitor) subunit 1C. Gene Ontology annotation, cellular component: cytoplasm. Gene Ontology annotation, biological process: intracellular signal transduction. Bases 1 to 330 code for a protein of 109 amino acids. The record is from RefSeq and is a predicted model, not a curated record. The transcript has 6 exons. Gene Ontology annotation, molecular function: protein phosphatase inhibitor activity. Lineage: Eukaryota; Metazoa; Chordata; Aves; Coraciiformes; Meropidae.